ACCCAAAGAGAAAACACAAAAAGGAAGAAAGAAUACAGCAGAUGCAAUCACGGAUGUGGGUUAGAUCUUGCAGCUGCCCUCGAGAUCUGUUUUGAAUGCACAAUCCUCAGCAAUGAAUCCAGAAGAGCGAAUCGUGACAUGGCUUAUAUCUUUGGGAGUUUUAAAUUCACCCAAAAAGACCAUCUCUGAUCCAGAGGAGUUUUUGAAGUGUUCACUGAAAAAUGGGGUGGUACUGUGCAAACUGAUCAACAGACUUGUUCCCGGAUCUGUGGAAAAGUAUUGCCAGGAGCCCAAAACUGAAGCCGAUUGCACCAGUAAUAUUAAGGAAUUUCUGAAAGGAUGUGCAUCACUUCAGAUAGAGGUUUUUGACGCUAAUGACCUUUAUUCCGGAGUCAAUUUCUCCAAGGUGCUGAGUACACUUUUAGCUGUCAACAAAGCCACAGAAGAUAAACCUUCUGAAAAGCCAUGCCGUCGUUCAUCUUCCCUUAGUGCUCCCAGUUCCCAGACAUACCUAAAGAGAGUGAGUUCUAAUACAGGCUCAGUGCUGCGGAGACAGUCAAAGGCGGAGAUGACUGAAAAUGGCAGUCACCAACUGGUGGUCAAGGCAAGAUUCAACUUUAAACAGACCAAUGAAGAUGAACUGUCAGUCUCUAAAGGGGAUAUCAUUUAUGUCACUCGAGUUGAAGAAGGAGGCUGGUGGGAAGGCACAUUAAAUGGGAAGACAGGCUGGUUCCCUAGUAACUAUGUCCGGGAAAUUAAAUCCACUGAAAAACCUCUUUCUCCCAAGACGUUAAAAGGAGGCGAAACUCUUCAGCUUACAAAGAAUUAUUAUACUGUGGUAUUGCAGAGCAUCCUGGAAACAGAACGAGAUUACGCUAAGGAGCUCCAGUCGCUUCUUGGGACAUACUUAAGACCCCUACAGUCCAAUGACAAGUUAAGUCCUGUGGAGUUUACAUCUUUACUGGGCAACUUUGAGGAAAUAGGCACUUUUCAGCAAACACUGUGUCAGACCUUAGAAGAAUGUGCAAAAGUUCCAGAGAAUCAGCAGAAAGUAGGAGGAUGUUUGAUGAACUUAAUGCCCCAGUUUAAAAGUCUGUAUCUGACUUACUGUGCUAAUCAUCCUUCAGCUGUCAAUGUCCUCACACAACACAGUGAUGAUCUGGAAAAAUUUAUGGAGACUCAAGGGGCAGCCAAUCCAGGGAUUCUGAUUUUAACUACAAGUCUCAGCAAGCCAUUCAUGAGACUAGAAAAAUAUGUUACUCUCCUCCAAGAACUGGAACGACACAUGGAGGAGGCUCAUCCAGACCACCAAGAUAUUCUGAAAGCUGUUACAUCAUUCAAGGCUCUCGUGGCACAGUGUCAGGAGCUGAGAAAGAGGAAACAACUGGAAUUGCAGAUCCUUUCUGAAUCUAUUCAGGGAUGGGAAGGAGAAGAUAUAAAAACUAUGGGAAACGUAAUCUUUAUGUCACAAGUGAUGGUGCAGUGUGGAGCCAGUGAGGAGAAAGAAGAGAGGUAUUUUAUGUUAUUUUCAAAUGUUUUGCUAAUGUUGUCUGCAAGUCCUCGGAUGAGCGGCUUCAUCUACCAGGGAAAAUUGCCAGUAACAGGAAUGACAUUGACACGGUUGGAUGAAAACGAAGGGAAUGACUAUACUUUUGAAAUAACAGGUACCAUGAUAGAUAGAAUUAUCGUGUCGUGUAACAACGGCCAGGAUUUGCAGGAAUGGACUGAUCAUUUGCACAGACUGACCAGAGGCCCCGGCCCAGGCCCCACAUUAACCAAAGCACAGUCAUGGAGUGCUCAUUCAUCUUUUAGCUAUGCCGGACAGACUCGAGGACCACUGGAGCCUCCUCAGAUUCUAAAGCCCUGGAGCUUAAGUUGUCUCAGACCUGCACCUCCUCUUAGACCUUCAGCGGCCCUAGGUUACAAAGAGAGGAUGUCUUAUAUCUUAAAGGAUUCCAGUAAGAGCCCCAAAACAAUGAAGAAGUUUCUACAUAAAAGAAAAACAGAGAGAAAAGCAUCAUCAGAAGAUGAAUUUGCUAUUAGAAAAAGUACUGCAGCAUUGGAAGAAGAUGCUCAAAUUCUUAAAGUGAUCGAGGCUUAUUGCACAGGCUCUCGAAAAGAUUCCAUCCCACAAGUCUUACUUCCCGAGGAGGAGAAGAUAAUCGUAGAAGAAACAAGAAGCAAUGGUCAGACCGUUACGGAAGAAAAAAGCCUCGUAGACACUGUUUAUGCACUGAAAGAUGAGGUCAAAGAAUUAAAGCAGGAGAAUAAACGAAUGAAGCAGUGCCUGGAAGAGGAACUGAAGUCAAGGAAAGACUUGGAAAAAUUAGUCCGAAGGUUAUUGAAGCAGACCGAUGAAUGUGUCAGGGAUGAAUCCAGUCGCAGAUCUUCCAUUCUUGCUUGAGUUUUCAACUCUGCUUCUGCAAGUUGGGGGUGACUUCAGGUAUUUUGUGGGGGAAGCAGAAGUGGAUGCAUUUGCCCCAUCAUGCUCCUAAUUUUGUUUUCCUGUUUGUGUGUUUGGUUUGGGUUUUGGGUUAAAACAAGAACAAAGAAAAGGAGCUGGUAGUGGAAAGAGCUUCACAAUCUUUUCCAUUCUCUAAGGAAGUGAUACGAAAUGCAAAUAAGUUUCAAUUUUAAAUGGUCAGUAAGUGGUCUGUGAUUCAUAAUUCAUCUGCGGCAACUAAUACCUCAUCGUAUCUGCUGUUGGGAUUUUGAUCCUCAUCUCUAGUAACGGCAGCUACUCUCAGAGAGGUUGUCAGCAAUUUCUUCAUCGGGAAAUUUGAGCACUUUUGAAAAUGAAGCCCCCUGGACCUCACCCUUUUGAAUGGGAAGUUUUCUGAAUUGGAAAUGGUCAAACCCAACCCAAUUAAGACCUCUCCUCUGACAAUCCCAAAAGGGAGAAGUUUUGUUCCAUGUUAUCGUUUCUCUCUGUAAUUACAUGUAAAGAAACUGAACCACAUCAUACGGUGGUUCCUAGAGGGAAGGUGUUAUCAGUGGACAUGCCCCAUCUCAUUCCCAGGAACUAUGCGAUUGGGAAUUAUUUAUGUUAACACCAAACUCAGACGUACUGGAAAACCUUCCCUCCAAAAUAGCAAGCAAUCUGUUACUAUUGCACGUCAGCAGUGCUGUGUUAUUUUCCUCAUUUUCCAAAUACCUGUGUAUUAUGUAUGUUCUUAUUUUUUCCAAGACUUAGAGAGCAGUAUACAGACCUUGUCUGAGUUUGCUUUCCUUACUUUUAUCAUGUAGUUAGAUCGAGAACAUCCUGAUCGCAAAUUCAAACUGUCACAGUCCCUCAAAACUGCAUUCAUUUGUUAUGGCAAGAGCUGUAACAAUCACCAAUCUUUCUUUGAGUAGGGCUUUAGAAAUUAUAAGCAGACAUCAACUAUUUCUGUCUUUCUGACAGCUAGGGAUGUGAGGAGAGUUUGUACGAAUGAUUAUUUACUUUUUGCCGACAAUCUUCAUAACUGGAGUAGGAUUUGUCAGCUUCGCUCCUUUCUAUAUAUUAACUUGACAAAGAUUCCCAGACAUAUAAGGAUUGCCGUAACUCAAAGUCAACGCAGCCAAAUCCUCACUUCCAACCACAUAUAUCCUUCAGAGGUCACUGUAUUUAUUCAUUCAAUAGUCUUUAUUGAGUGCUUACUAUGUGCAAAGCACUGUCCUAAGCGCUUGGAAUGUACA
Ornithorhynchus anatinus (platypus) is the source of this 3678-nucleotide messenger RNA. It is a transcript of the gene ARHGEF6, whose product is annotated as Rac/Cdc42 guanine nucleotide exchange factor 6. Lineage: Eukaryota; Metazoa; Chordata; Mammalia; Monotremata; Ornithorhynchidae. Gene Ontology annotation, molecular function: protein binding; guanyl-nucleotide exchange factor activity. The transcript is spliced from 22 exons. Gene Ontology annotation, biological process: intracellular signal transduction. The record is from RefSeq and is a predicted model, not a curated record. The coding region runs from base 113 to 2404 and encodes 763 amino acids.